Sorex araneus (European shrew) is the source of this 1843-nucleotide messenger RNA. It is a transcript of the gene STX5, whose product is annotated as syntaxin 5. Gene Ontology annotation, biological process: vesicle fusion; intracellular protein transport; endoplasmic reticulum to Golgi vesicle-mediated transport. The coding region runs from base 177 to 1244 and encodes 355 amino acids. The transcript is spliced from 11 exons. Lineage: Eukaryota; Metazoa; Chordata; Mammalia; Eulipotyphla; Soricidae. Gene Ontology annotation, cellular component: endomembrane system; Golgi membrane; SNARE complex. Gene Ontology annotation, molecular function: SNARE binding; SNAP receptor activity. The record is from RefSeq and is a predicted model, not a curated record.
CUCUCCCUCUCGUCAGCGGGGCCGGGGUUACGAGUGGGUGACGUGGCUGCUUCUAAUCUUUGGUCGGGUUUCGGCGGCUCCCGUACUCUGAGAAGCGGCGGUGACGACCCAGGAGGUUGUGGCAGUGGCGGCGGCGACAGGAGGCGGAGAGGAGCAGUCCGAGGUUAUGCGUCUCAAUGAUCCCGCGGAAACGCUACGGGUCUAAGAACACGGAUCAGGGUGUCUACCUGGGUCUCUCAAAGACACAGGUCCUGUCCCCUGCAACUGCUGGCAAUAGCAGCAGCGACAUCGCCCCUCUGCCCCCCCAAGCGGCCCUGGUCCCUCCCCCUCCCGACACCAUGUCCUGCCGGGAUCGGACCCAGGAGUUCCUGUCCGCCUGCAAGUCCCUGCAGAGCCGUCAGAAUGGUAUCCAGGCAAAUAAGCCGGCUCUGCGUGCUGUCCGGCAGCGCAGCGAGUUCACCCUCAUGGCCAAGCACAUCGGGAAAGACCUUAGCAACACGUUUGCCAAGCUGGAGAAGCUGACAAUCUUGGCAAAGCGGAAGUCCCUCUUUGACGAUAAGGCAGUGGAAAUCGAGGAGCUCACUUACAUCAUCAAACAGGACAUCAACAGCCUCAACAAAAAAAUCGCCCAGCUGCAGGAUUUCGUGAGGGCCAAGGGCACGCAAAGCGGCCGGCACCUGCAGACACACUCCAACACCAUCGUGGUCUCCCUGCAGUCCAAACUGGCCUCCAUGUCCAAUGACUUCAAAUCUGUUUUAGAAGUGAGGACAGAGAACCUCAAGCAGCAGCGGAGCCGGCGGGAGCACUUCUCCCGAGCACCCGUGUCGGCCCUGCCCCUUGCCCCCAACCACCUGGGGGGUGGUGCUGUGGUGUUGGGGGCAGAGUCUCGGGCCUCUGGCGACGUCGCCAUCGACAUGCUGGACUCUCGGACCAGUCAGCAGCUGCAGCUCAUCGACGAGCAGGAUUCCUACAUUCAGAGCCGGGCAGACACCAUGCAGAACAUCGAGUCCACGAUUGUGGAGCUGGGCUCCAUCUUUCAGCAGUUGGCACAUAUGGUCAAGGAGCAGGAAGAGACCAUACAGAGGAUCGACGAGAACGUGCUGGGAGCCCAGCUGGAUGUUGACGCCGCCCAUUCCGAGAUCCUCAAGUACUUCCAGUCAGUCACCUCCAACCGGUGGCUCAUGAUCAAAAUCUUCCUCAUCCUCAUUGUCUUCUUCAUCAUCUUUGUGGUCUUCCUUGCCUGAGCCCUGGCCGCUCUGAGGCACUCCGUGGGGGUUCCGGAAGCCUCCUGGGAGGCCUGGCGGCCAGUCCUGCCUCUGAGCCUGUAUAGGGCGUCCGGGAGAAAGGCCCCCCCGUUUCCUGGAACUGCUGAGAAUGGCCACGGCCCUUGAUCCCCCACCCCGGCCUCUGGCCACCCUGCCGGCCCUCACCAUGCUGCAGCCGGCGAAGCACAGACGGUUCUGAAUCUGGACUCUGCGGAGAGCUGGCUGCAAGGGAGCCGAGGCCAACUAGGGGGCUGGUGGUGAGGGGGAGGUUGUCUCCACCGGGAGAUUUUUUUAUAAAGCCGUCCCCAGCCUUUUCCAAAGGAGACUCCGGCAGCCUGGGGAGAUGAUGGCCUUCCCCAUCUUCCUGAGCGCUGAGGAGAGGAAGUGCAACCGCCCAGGGACCACUCUCCCAUCUGGGUUCGAGUUUGACCUCUUCCUCUUUACCAUGUGAGGCCGGGCCCUGAGCCCCUCAGCUGCCUGGAAAACCCAGACUUCCGGCUGCCCGUGACUCUCGACCUGCCAAAUGUGCUGUACCACAGCCUGGUUUUCUCCCAAUUACAGCAAGACUGUCAACCUGA